This is a messenger RNA of Adineta ricciae, 606 nucleotides long. The record is from the annotation of a GenBank genome assembly. NCBI's taxonomy places the organism in Eukaryota, Metazoa, Rotifera, Eurotatoria, Adinetida, Adinetidae.
AUGUUUGGUCAGGAAAUCACUCAAUUAGCGAGUUUAUUAAAACAAACGAAUCGAACGGGAGAUGAUUCUGAUAGUGAUGAAGAUGAACAACCGAAGAAGAAUGCAAAUGCGAACAUGACUCCAGCAAAUUUCGUUUCUCAAGCACAAAAGACUACCAAUAGCAUCAAUGAAACAACGUCAAAAACAACAAUCAAAACACCGUCGAACGCUAAUUCGAAGGAUAUUUGGCAACUUUAUGAAGUUCCGGAAAGUAAUGCGAAAACUCACGAUCCAGUUGAAUAUCGACCACAGCCUGAAUAUGAAAUGCAUUAUAAACAACGAAUAACUACUGAAGAUGUUUUUCUUCAAAUGGGCAACAAAAAUCCUUCGUCCGCUAGUUGUGAAGAUCUUGUGCUUACUAUUAAAUUACCAGAUACCAACAAAGCUGAUAUUGUUUUAGAUAUUACCAGAACAUUCAUUGAUUGUCGUUGUCCAAAAUACCGUUUAGCGUUAACUCCACCUCAUCCUAUUGAUCCAGAUAAUUCUCAAGCUAAAUGGGAUAAAGACAAAUGUUCACUUGAAAUAACCUUGCGACUUGCUCGCGAAUACGAUGAUUUUAAUUUUUGA